AUUCCUUCCCCCCAUCUCUCUCUCUCAUCUUCCCCCACUUUGCUCCGCUUUCCCGUCCACCGCCACCGCCACCACCACCGGCCAUGGAUCCCUUCCACCACCUCAACACCGCCUUCUCCAAUCCCUACCACCCGCUCCUCUCCUCCUCCCCUCCCCACCCCUACCACCCGCCGCCCCCCCUCCCCCCUCCGCCCGCCACCGACCCGCCCGAGCGGGAGCGCCUGCCGCAGUGGUCGCACGCCGAGACGGCCGCCUUCCUCGCCAUCCGCGCCGACCUCGACCACUCCUUCCUCUCCACCAAGCGCAACAAGGCCCUCUGGGAGGCCGUCUCCGCGCGCCUCAACGCGCAGGGCGGCUUCGCGCGCACCCCCGACCAGUGCAAGUCCAAGUGGAAGAACCUCGUCACCAGGUUCAAGGGCACGGCCAGCGACGCGCAGGCCGAGGCCGCUGGCGGCGGGGACCACCACGCCGGCGCGGCGGCGAGGGGCAACUUCCCGUUCCACGACGAGAUGCGGAGGAUCUUCGACGCGCGGGUCGAGAGGGCGCGCGCAUUGGAGGCCAAGAAGGCCAAGGGGAAGGACGCCGCCGCGCGGCGCGAUCCGGACGACGAUGGCGGCGGCGAGGGCGACGAGGACGAGGACGACGAGGAGGAGGCGGAGAUGUUCGACAAGGAGGAGGGCAGGGCCGAUGCGGAGACGCGGGGCGCGGGGAAGAAGCGGAGGAGAAAGGCGGCGCCGGCGAGGACCGCAUCAGCGGGAGGAGGGGUCGAGAUUGGCGAGGUGGAGGCCGUGCUGCGGGAGUUCAUGCGGCGGCAGAUGGAGAUGGAGGAGCGGUGGAUGGAGGCCGCGGAGGCGCGCGACGCCGAGCGCCGGGCGCGCGAGGAGGAGUGGCGCGCCGCCAUGGUCGCGCUCGGCGAGGAGCGGCUCGCGCUCGUGCGCCGCUGGCGCGAGCGCGAGGACGCGUGGAGGGCGCGCGCCGAGGAGCGCGAGGAGCGCCGGCACCAGCUCGUCGCCGCCCUGCUGGCCAAGCUCGGCGGCGACACGUCGUCCUAAUCCACCCCACCAAUCCAUGCCACACACCAUGCCCUGGACGAUGAUCCAUCCAUCCAUCGCCGCAAAGCGGGCGCCGGGCGGCCGGAUAAGCACUUUUAGACCAGUUGUAGCAGCGACAGAUCAAAUCCAUGAUCGAUCUUGCAUGCCUAGCUUGUGCCUUUGUUAGGGUUUC
Messenger RNA from Triticum dicoccoides, 1224 nucleotides. RefSeq names its product trihelix transcription factor GT-3b-like. Bases 84 to 1052 code for a protein of 322 amino acids. The transcript is spliced from 2 exons. The record is from RefSeq and is a predicted model, not a curated record. Lineage: Eukaryota; Viridiplantae; Streptophyta; Magnoliopsida; Poales; Poaceae.